AUGAAAUCUGUUGCUGAGAUGAACAAGAAGUUGGACAUUCUUAUUGAGUCAUCCCAAGGUGGUCUUACUCACAAUGGAUCUCAGUCUGAAGAUGCUCUUCGUUCUUCAGAAAAUGAGGAUGAUGAAGAUUCCACUUCAGAGGAAGAUGAGGAUGAUAAAAUCGACGAUGACAAAGGAGAUGAACAUCAUGACGAUGAAACUGAUGAUGAUGAUGAUGAUCUUGGUGGAGCUGGUAUUGGUGCUGGUCAGGAUGAGGCUCACACGGGGGAUGUUCGUAAUGAUGAGGGUGUUGCUGUCCCCGAGGUUGUUUCGAGGGAUGAUGAUACCGACAAGGUGGAUGAUGCCAAGAAUUCUGACCCUGUGGAACCUGUUGCAGAGAUCAAACAGCCUGAACAGUCUCAAGGUGGGGAGGAGAACAUUGAUGUUGAUGCAACAAUUGCAUCUGCUGUUAAAGCUGUGGAGAAUUUGUGUUUUGAUUGUACUUUUUGA
Molecule: messenger RNA, 489 nt
Organism: Cannabis sativa
Lineage: Eukaryota; Viridiplantae; Streptophyta; Magnoliopsida; Rosales; Cannabaceae
Exons: 4
Coding region: 1-489 (162 amino acids)
Source: RefSeq, a predicted model, not a curated record